AAAUGGAUCCGAACAAAAUUUUUAGUCAAGAUUCAGCGUUUUUGCAGCAGUAUCAAGCUGACCUCAACAAACAAGCGUCACAUGAAAAUGUUGCUCAGCGAUCCCACAGUCAUAUUAGUCUUCUUACUGGGAAACCAUCUCAGUUGAUAAAUACCACAGCUGGAACAUCUUUAUUGAAGACCUCUCAUGCUGGUCCUAUGAUGAGUGGAUCAGGGACCAGUACAAGUAAUCCGCAUGUCACACAAGUCAUUAAAGGACCCCAUGGAAUGAUUUUGAAGAAUGUUCAAGCUGGCAGAGUUGUUGUGGGAACAAAACCAGCAGUUGUAACCAGAACUGUGCCAGUGAAUCCAUAUCUGAAGCGAUGGAAAAGACUCAAAAAAGUCAUCAAAGAUUUAAUGUUUGUCAAUGCUUCAAUCUGUGACGAAGUGGUCCAUGUUGAGGAAAAGAUUGCUAAAGCUAAAGAAGAAAGGAGGUUUCUGUUAAGAAAACUCCUUCACUACGAAUCCCUGAAAGAUGGAUUACCUGCCCCUGGUAAAGUAUCACCAGGUGGCAGUAGUAGUAAGUCUAUGAUAUCUGUUGCUGAGGGUAAUCCAGAACCAUCAAUCAUCAAGAGCAAGUCCAAAAAGAAGUCUUCUGGUGGGACAGACAAACGGAAAUCAGCAACAGCAGUGCCCACAGUAGCCAAAGAAAUAUUGGAAACAAUGCAGACAAAGCCCAAGAAGUCCAAGUCACAAGUGACCAAGCGUGUAGUGCCUCCAUUACAGUUAGACUCCAUGGGCAGACCCAUCUUUCCCCUCAUAAUGGGGGAUCUGACUCUGCAUAGUUUAGGGGAGAUUGUGGUAGACAGACCUAGUUUCCACAAUGUCCAGUGUAUAUUUCCAGAAGGUUUCUGUACAACAAGGUACUAUGCCUCCACUGUGUUUCCAGACAAAAAGUGCCUGUAUACCUGUAAAAUCUCCAGCAGUGUACAGGGGCCUCUGUUUGAAAUAGAUGCUGAUGAUGAUGAAGAUCUGGUAUUAAGCAGCCAUUCUAUUGGAGAAUGUCACAAUCAGCUGAUCAACAUGAUUAAUAGGUCAAGAGGUAUGGAGAUACUUGAACCCUCAGGAAGGGGUGCAGAUUUCUUUGGGCUGACCCACCCAGUGGUACAGAAUCUCAUUCAGAGCUCCCCUGGGGCCAAACGUUGCAGUAAUUACAAGUGGGUCAAGUUUGAGAUAAGUAAAACAGACACCAAUGAGAGUGUUGGUACAGAGAUGUUGCAGGAUCCCACAAUAGGAUAUGAUGCAUUCAGAGUUGCACUUAUUAAAGGUGGAAUCAAGCAUCAGAUGCCAUUUGAGUCUUCUGGAAGCCUGCGAUCACUGCUGACAACAAAGCCAUCCACAAAAACUUGAAAAUUGAUCAUUACAAAACUAUACAUGUACAUUAAAUGAAAUAAUAUUUCAGUAGCAAAAUUAUUUGUUUCAUAAAAAACAUCAUCAUGACUUAAUUCACUUCUGUUUAAGUGCUGCAUGCAUGAGAGUUGAUGGUUUGAAUUGAUGACAAUUAUGUGCAUAAUCUAAGUGUUUAGUGGUAAGAUCUAAGAAUAAAUAAAUAUUUUCUAUACAAUG
Messenger RNA from Saccostrea echinata, 1604 nucleotides. RefSeq names its product transforming growth factor beta regulator 1-like. Gene Ontology annotation, cellular component: nucleus. The record is from RefSeq and is a predicted model, not a curated record. Bases 3 to 1388 code for a protein of 461 amino acids. Gene Ontology annotation, biological process: regulation of cell cycle. The transcript has 10 exons. NCBI's taxonomy places the organism in Eukaryota, Metazoa, Mollusca, Bivalvia, Ostreida, Ostreidae.